Molecule: messenger RNA, 1242 nt
Organism: Budorcas taxicolor (takin)
Lineage: Eukaryota; Metazoa; Chordata; Mammalia; Artiodactyla; Bovidae
Gene: ENDOU
Product: endonuclease, poly(U) specific
Exons: 10
Coding region: 1-1242 (413 amino acids)
Biological process (GO): immune response
Molecular function (GO): scavenger receptor activity; RNA endonuclease activity; polysaccharide binding
Source: RefSeq, a predicted model, not a curated record
AUGAGGGCCUGUGUACCCCUGACAGUGGCCAUGCUCUGCGGCUUGGCCUGGGCCGGCAACAGGAAGUCAUGUGCAUCUCGCUGUAAUGAGAGAUUUGACCGGGAUGCGGUCUGCCAGUGUGACCGCCGGUGUUCCCGGCACCGGGACUGCUGUGAAGACUAUGAGCAGCUGUGUACAGCUGAAGAGAAUCCCAUAGAACCAGAGCCAUUCCUGGAGCUGGAAGAGGAGACGGAGGGCGCCCCGGCUAGCAGCUUAUACUUGGCACCCAACUCCUGCCAGGGCCGCUGCCUGGAGGCCUUCGACAAGCACCACCCAUGCCACUGUAAUGCCCGCUGCCCAGAGUUUGGAAACUGCUGCGAGGAUUUUGAGAGCCUGUGUGGCCAUGAGGGCUUCUCCCACAGCAGCGAUGCCAUAAGCAAGGAAGAACUGCAGAGUGUCUCUGAGAAGAUCUACAGGGCAGACACCAACAAAGCCCGGAAGGAAGACAUCGUUCUCAACAGCCAAAACUGCAUCUUGCCCUCAGAGACCAGAGACCGAGUAGACCGCUGCCCAGAGCCGCUCUUCACAUAUGUCAAUGAGAAGCUCUUCUCUAAGCCAACCUACGCCGCCUUCAUCAACCUCCUCAACAACUACCAGCGGGCCACGGGCCGCGGGGAGCACUUCACAGCCCAGGAGCUGGCUGAGCAGGACACCUUCCUCAGAGAGAUCAUGAAGACGGCUGUCAUGAAGGAACUCUACGGCUUCCUCCACCAGCAGAACCGCUACAGCUCGGAACAGGAGUUCGUCAGCGACCUAAAAAACAUGUGGUUUGGGCUGUAUUCCAGAAGCAAAGAAGAGAGGGACUCAAGUGGCUUUGAGCACGUCUUCUCAGGUGAAGUCAAAAAAGGCAAGGUCACUGGCUUCCAUAACUGGAUCCGUUUCUACAUGCAAGAGAAGGAGGGCCUGGUGGACUAUUACAGUCACAUCUAUGAUGGGCCUUGGGAUUCUUACCCCGACGUGCUGGCCAUGCAGUUCAACUGGGAUGGGUACUACAAGGAAGUGGGCUCAGCUUUCAUUGGCAGCAGCCCUGAGUUUGAGAUGGCGCUCUACUCUCUGUGCUUCAUUGCCAGGCCAGGCAAAGUGUGCCAGCUGAGCCUGGGUGGACAUCCCUUGGCCAUCCAGACCUAUACCUGGAACAAGUCAACCUAUGGAAAUGGCAAGAAGUACAUCGCAACAGCCUAUGUGGUGUCCUCCAUCCAUUAG